AUGAGUACAAAAUCUACGGACUCUAAUGAAGAGAUUACAGCUGGUAUUCGACCAACAUCAAUUUUGAGUCCCGAAUGGAAUCAACAAACGCUUUUUGAUGCUCGAAAUCUUUUUCACACUCAAUUUUCAAAUGAUGCAUGGCAACAACUCCAUGAACCACAAUCAGGAAAAAUUCAUAAACCUCCUGUCUAUCCCAAUCAUGUUCUUCAUCCGGAAGUUAUUCCAUCACUCAAUGACGUUUCUUCUGAACUUAGUAGACGUAGUAAUGUUCAUCUUAGUGAUUCAUUAGCACUUGAAACAUUAGAAACCGAAAUGCCAAUGGAAAUAGCUAGUCGAUUCCAUGAUGAACUUCAACGUGCUGUAAAAAAUCGAGCGGCUCAUGAUCGAAAUACUGGUCAAGAAUCUGUCGUUGAUUUAACGACAAAUUUUCAGAAUGCAUUCAGACCGACCAAAAGUCCUGAACCAACAGAUGAAAUGAAUAGUGCAUGUGAAUAUCAUCAUCAACAGUCAUUUUUGACAAGCUCAUUAAGCCAUGAUAAAACAAGUCUGAAUGAAGCAUUUCAACGAAUAAAAAUAGCUGGUGAUUUUCAUGACAUGUCGCAUAUUGAAGAUUUGGAAGAUUCUGUUGCUCCAUUACUUCGUGCAUUAGUUAUUCGUGAAAAAUAUAUGUUUUUCAGUCUACAAUCAUUUCCGCCUAAAGUUGCGAAUUUUCUAAGUAAAACAUUAGAAUCAGAAGAUCAAUCUCGUCGUACAUCAUUCAGUGUUAAUCGACCAACUACUGGAGAACCUGAGCUGUAUCGUCCAUCAGUUAUUAAACGUGAAGAUGCAUUCAACAUUCCAUUGCUACCAUCGAUUGAUAUUUGUGUUAAGCCGCAAAAGGGUAUUUAUUGUGUAUAUAUGCUUGAUGAAAAAAAAGAAUGGAUACCUUCUGAUUAUCAAUCUGUUGAUCGUGAUGAGUUCAUGGAAGAUUAUACACUCCUAUCGAGAAUGAUUAUGGAUGGUCCAUUGAAAUCUUUUUGUUAUCGUCGUUUACAAUAUCUAAAAGCUAAAUUUGAAUUACAUGGUCUACUUAAUGAAGUUAAAGAAUGGACAGCGAUUCGAUCAACUCCACAUAGAGAUUUUUAUAAUGUUAGAAAAGUUGAUACACAUAUUCAUGCAGCAUCAUCAAUGAAUCAAAAACAUUUAUUACGAUUUAUGAAGAAAAAAAUGAAAACAUCAGGUGCGAUGCAAGUCUAUAAAACCAAGGAUGGAAGAAUUAUGACAUUGAAAGAAGUAUUUGAUGAAUUAAAAAUUACAGCUUAUGAUUUAAGUGUCGAUAUACUUGGUGUUCAUGCCGACCGAAAUACUUUUCAACGUUUUGAUCGGUUUAAUGCAAAAUACAAUCCUAUUGGUCAAAGUACAUUACGAGAAAUCUUCCUUAAAACUGAUAAUUUUGUUGAUGGUGUAUUUUUUGCUGAUCUAUUAAAAGAAGUUAUCUUUGAUUUAGAAGAGAGUAAAUAUCAACAUGCUGAACCUCGUCUAUCAAUCUACGGUAAAAGUAUUGAUGAAUGGGAUAAAUUAGCUAAAUGGUGCGUUAGAAAUACAAUGUAUUCGGCUAAUAUUGUUUGGAUGGUACAAAUACCUCGUCUUUACGAUGUUUAUUAUGCAAAUGGGAUAACAAAAAAUUUUCAAGAAUUUUUAGCAAAUUUAUUUCAACCAUUAUUUGAAGCUACGAUUGAUCCUGCAUCACAUCCAGAUUUAUUUCGUUUUAUGUAUCAUCUAACUGGCUUUGAUUCAGUUGAUGAUGAAACAAAACCUGAAAAACCCGUUAUUACACCUGAUAUGCCAUAUCCCGAUGAGUGGAAUACAAAAGAGAAUCCGCCUUAUGCUUAUUAUUUAUUUUAUAUGUAUGCAAAUAUUCUUACGUUGAAUCAACUUCGAAAAGAACGUGGUUUAAAUACAUAUCAAUUUCGUCCACAUUGUGGCGAAGCAGGUACUGUAUCUCAUCUUGUUACAGCAUAUAUGGUUGCGGAAAAUAUUUCUCAUGGAUUAUUGUUGCGCAAAUCGCCAGUCUUACAAUAUUUAUUUUAUUUAUGCCAAAUUGGCAUUGCUAUGUCACCAUUGAGUAAUAAUUCAUUGUUUAUUAAUUAUAAUCGUAAUCCAAUGUUGGAAUAUUUCGAACGUGGUCUUUGUGUGUCGUUGUCAACAGAUGAUCCAAUGCAAUUUCAUUUUACAAAGGAACCAUUAAUGGAAGAAUAUUCAAUAGCUGCUCAAGUAUGGAAAUUAUCAUCAGUGGAUAUGUGCGAAUUAGCACGAAAUUCUGUUUUAAUGAGUGGUUUUUCUCAUGAAGUUAAAAUGUAUUGGCUGGGUUCGAACUAUCAAGAACCUGGUGUGGUAGGUAAUGAUAUUCGUCGAACGAAUGUACCAGCAAUUCGAAUAGCUUAUCGAUAUGAAGCAUUCUGUGAAGAACUUAAUAUACUUAGUCUUGCCUAUAAGAGUCGACAGGAGGUAUCUUAUCAAUGA
Rotaria socialis is the source of this 2502-nucleotide messenger RNA. The record is from the annotation of a GenBank genome assembly. Lineage: Eukaryota; Metazoa; Rotifera; Eurotatoria; Philodinida; Philodinidae.